Molecule: messenger RNA, 2249 nt
Organism: Armigeres subalbatus
Lineage: Eukaryota; Metazoa; Arthropoda; Insecta; Diptera; Culicidae
Exons: 3
Coding region: 243-1700 (485 amino acids)
Source: RefSeq, a predicted model, not a curated record
UAUUUCUCUUAAAAAUGAUUAAAAAUUAUUUGUGUGCUUUAAAAAUGUAUCGUUUUUCUUGGUUGCCCUAUCAGAGCGUAAAUAAAACAAAAUAAAACGUCACUGUAUGCGUAACUGAAACUUAUUGCGUCGGCGGAACAGAAAUAGUAAACAGUGUGGAAAUAAAUAUGUAGCUCAAAAAAUGGUUCAUAGCGUUUAAAGUUAACUAUCAGCGUCUCUCAAGAAGGCAUUCAUUAUCUAGGAUGGCGGAGUCUACUGCAGCAACCUCGAUGGAUUUCUGUACUUUCGUCCGAGAGUUGAAUCAAACACCAAACAUCGAUUUCACUACCAACGGCAGCAGCCGGAACUGUUGUCCAGCCGAAUCGCGACUAUCACAGGAGUUCGAGAAUAAGAUGCAGCAACUGCUCUCAAAUUUCGACCUAAAUGACCAAUGCGAUGUACCAACAAAGGGAAUAUCUGCGAUUCCUGCAAAUCAUUGCGAUUCAAACUCCGACCGUACAGAUCAAUCGUUUGGGGACAGUGCCUUCCUAGUUGACAAAACCAAACAUGAUCAGUCAUUAGAAACCACGCUGGAUAAUGAGGACGAUCCCCUGUAUCUGACUGGUGACGACGACAGCGAAGAUGCUGCUGACGGUGCGAGUUCCGACGAGCAGCAACAAUCGCGCUCGUUGUCGUUGUCUUACUCACUGUCUAUUUCUCAUGCUCAAGAAAAUGCUUCGCAGUAUUCGCAAAGUACUGACAAAGGCCUCUCGAAGCGAUACGAUUCCCCGUGUUCAUAUGAAGAUGACCGGGAAUCGGAAUGCACGAACUUUGAUAAACUAGACGAUUGGAAUGACUUUAUUACCGACAUGCAGAACAACAACAACGGAGAUACGAAUCGUGAUUUCCGAGAAUACUAUGAUGAAUAUCAAGUAGCGAAAUGUAUGAAAGAAAAGGAUGAUGGAGCAGACUCUGCUGAUGAAUACAAUGUGAAAGCAAAGUUAAAUACCAGCCACGAAAUGAUGAGCCUGGAAAGAGACACAAAGCACAACUUCUUGGAAGAAGAGAAAGGCAAUCGUUCAACACCGUUUGAGUCAUUAAACACAUCGGCGAUGAAUACAUCUCUUUCAUUUUGGCAAUACCGCAAUCCCCCUGCCGAUAGCGAAGACGAUCCGAUGACUACAGAAGGCAGCGCAUGUGCGGACUCAGGAGAUACCAUACAGCGAGUAAAAUCUUUCAAGCGCAAGUUCCGUUACGACGAUCUGGAAGAUAUUGAAUAUGAGGUAUCCAAAGUUAUCACGGAGAAAUUCCGCAAAACAGACACUGUGCCAUUUCAUGGCUGUCACGAUCCGAUAUCUUCGAUCGACGAUGAACUGUUUGCUCGGAUGGUCCUCAUCGAGUCUUCCAGCAAGACUCCUGUUCCUGAAAAUAAUAACACUUACGAGUUGAGAAAUGAAGACAUGUCAGAGUACAACAAGAUUGCUAACGAUAACGACACAAUUGAAAGUGAUUCGAGCAUCGCGACCACCCCCACAAACGUAAGAAAUUUGGAUCAGGUUUUUCAACAUUUCGAAGAUGCUCCCUGUGAGAGCGCUUCGCAAUUGGUCAACAAUGGAAUACCACUGCACAGGAUGUUGUCGCAAAGCGCAAUCGAUUCCAGUACUUCCGUCUUCAAUCACUUCGACGGGGCGGGUGCAUUGAAAGCUUUCAAAAGCGAGUAGAACAUUUAGUCUUCACUUUACUAAAUGGAGAAAACCUGAUUGUUCGGAAAUCUAUCUCGGUUUUGUUAACGUUUUGUUAUUAUUCAUUAUUUGAAACCUCGUUACACUUUUCGUAAUCUCUUUAAUAUGUUCUAGUCUUUAAUGCAGAAACUGACAACAUCAUUAGCUUAAUCUGUUAGACGUAAAACAUUUCUGUUAACUUGUAUUACCAAAGACUAACAAAACACCAGUACAUUAGAAAAGAAUGUGUAUGAGUUUGAUGCAACGCCAAAGGCUUCGAAAUUGAUUUAUUUUUGUUCAUUUGUUUAUGUUUUUAUUUCAGUAUUGGAUACUUUGAAAUUGAAUUUGUAUGCAUGAGUUACUACAACUCACUAAUAGACGUAAGCAAUUUUCACUUGUACCUAGUAACCUAAUGCGCGAAUCAUUAGAUAUAAUCAGAUACCUUAAAGAGUUGCAGUGCAAAAAAGGAAACAUGUAUUUAACCAAAUGAACUAAUUCAGAUUAACCUAAAGACUUAGUAAAAUAUAGUAGGUUAACGAAUGAUAAUAA